AUGAUGUACAUUUACGAAUGGUGCAGGAAUGGUGCAGGAAGACUACCUGAUAACCAUACAAAGCAAGAGCAGCACAAGAGUCCCCAUUCUCAAAACAGAUCACGUUCACAGGAAUCAGAGAUCCAUCCAGUGCAUCAUAGAAGGUCCCAGGUGUUCCAUGAUUAUUCAAUUCCACUUGUAGAACCAAUGCAUCGACUACCAGAAAUGCAACAAAGGAGUAAAAACCAGGAUAAACAAUUUAUCAAGUCUCCCAAAGGAUGUGGACAUUUUUUUGCAAUUCCCAAUUGAAUGAGUGGUGUAAAAUCCGGAAAAGGUAUGAACUACAGCAUACCGGUAACUCCAUCUCAAGCAGGUCAUAGUGGGCAAAAUAUUUAUCACCUUCAGCAACAGUCGUACAACCACAAGAUGUACAGACAGGAAAGUAAAGAUAUUCAUUCACCUCUGAAGACCACUCAUUCCCAACCAGCAGUAGAGCAUGAAUUCAUCUGGGAUUUCCCACCUGUUCUUACCAAUGAAGGCUAUGUUAUUCCUGUCAUACAGAGACAUGAACACUACCACCACCAUCAUCAUCAUCAUUACCACCACUAUCCUCAGUCAUAA
Messenger RNA from Hyla sarda, 600 nucleotides. It is a transcript of the gene NKD2, whose product is annotated as NKD inhibitor of WNT signaling pathway 2. Gene Ontology annotation, cellular component: cytoplasm. The transcript is spliced from 2 exons. Gene Ontology annotation, biological process: negative regulation of Wnt signaling pathway. NCBI's taxonomy places the organism in Eukaryota, Metazoa, Chordata, Amphibia, Anura, Hylidae. The record is from RefSeq and is a predicted model, not a curated record.